UGCCGAAGGCAGUGAGAUUAGGCAUUACAUCCUACAGUCACGCUGUUUGGAACAUCAGUUCGGGUUUCAAGAUUGAUAAGAUUCAGUUAAUGCGGAGUAGCCUAUGGAUCAUCUCAAAUUUGGGACAACCAAACAGCAGUUUGGGUGCAGGAUGCAUGGCCGGUAUCGCGCGUGGCAGCUGGAAGCCUUGGCUCUCCUGCAUCAGGUGCGCUCUCGUAACAACACCCAAAGCGAAAGGAUAACUUCAUCCGCUCGCGAAGGCAACGUGGAGAUGAGUCCACUGAUCGCCCGGGUGUGCCACGGCAUCUCGGCGCAAACUCUUGCACCUCGAAGGGUUUUGACAAUCGCUGAAAGGGCGCGCAAAAGCGUGCUCUCGCGCUUAAUGGACAUUCUCUCCCAGAUCAUUGCGGCAGAGGAGGAUAUGUACGUGUCACAUAAACUAUUCAUAUUUCCAAAGGACAGCAUUGACCUGAAGAACAUUUGUUUGCGUAUGGCUGAAGAUGAUUCUGGGAUUUCUCCAAGCGACAGAGAUUUGCGUGACCUACAGGGAUGUUUGAAAUGCAUUGUUGAAAAGCUGUUGUCUCUGUGUAAUGAAAACGAGGCCUCCAGCAUUUUUGUGAUUCUAAAGCUCAAGCAGAUCUGUGACACUUUCCCAAAAAUGUGGUGACCUAUGAUGAAUAGGCCUAGUCUGAACCACAUGGGAGUCUCACAUGACGGAUUUUUUUGUUAGGCCUAUUCCUCAGUAUUGUGAAGAAACACUAAUUAAGGCUAUGUAUGUGUUUUACCUUCAAACAAUGUAUUCAAACAACACAGGGGCGACUCAGUCACUCUGAGCCUAUUCUGUCACAGCAACACACUAACUUUGGUGGUCAUGCUGGCCCAGAACAUAACCCUUAUUGACAUUUUUUGACGGAGCAGGCUAGCCUACUUCCUUUUGUCUUCCAACAAGCAGAGCGGUCUAAUAGACUUUCCUCAAACCCGCCAUUGCAUUCAAAACUAUUCUAAAGAUAAUCAGAAUGUUGAAAAUGCAUGCCAUGGGGGUAAAUCCCAGUUCUUACGUUGCUCAACAAGCUUCACAAGAUUUUUUGUGUGGGUGAUCCGGUUCUGUUUGUGAGGCAAGUUUUGCAUGGGAUGAGCUGUCAUUCUGCCUUUCAGAUUUUCCAGUUGGCAACUUUGCCAAAAAAAGUGUUGUUUGUUGCAGGAGAGCCCAUAAAAGUUAAAUUGUUGGAACAUACUACUAGAACACAGAAUUAGUGAAAAUGUUGUGGGGAAAAUGUAUUUAAUUUCCAUUUGAUUAACAUUAAAUUACA
This is a messenger RNA of Alosa sapidissima (American shad), 1310 nucleotides long. RefSeq names its product deleted in lymphocytic leukemia 7 (gene dleu7). The record is from RefSeq and is a predicted model, not a curated record. NCBI's taxonomy places the organism in Eukaryota, Metazoa, Chordata, Actinopteri, Clupeiformes, Clupeidae. The coding region runs from base 104 to 667 and encodes 187 amino acids. The transcript has 3 exons.